AUGCAAGCCUACGGUCGUUAUGAUUUUAAUGCAACGGCCAAUGAUGAACUUAGUUUCCAGAAAGGAGCUAUGCUCAAAAUACUCAAUAUGGAAGAAGAUAUGAAUUGGUAUAAAGCUGAAUUAAAAGGACAAGAAGGUUAUGUACCAAAAACUUACAUCGAAGUGGUUCCUCAUCCUUGGUUUUAUGGAAGUAUAUCACGUGCUGAAGCCGAAAAAAUUCUUCUUCAAAAAGAUUCAAAUACUCAACGAUAUCAACAAGCUGAUGGUGCUUUUCUUGUACGAAUGUGUGAAUCAUCUCCGGGUGAUUUUUCACUUUCAGUCAAAUGUCAAGAUCAAGUUCAACAUUUUAAAGUUUUACGUGAUGGUAUGGGUAAAUAUUUUUUAUGGGUUGUUAAAUUUGAUUCAGUUAAUGAAUUAAUUGAAUAUCAUCGUACAACUUCUGUUAAUCGUGGACAAAAUUUAUUACUUAAAGAUAUGGGUUCAGAACAAACACAAACACAAUCAUAUAGUAAUAAUAUUAAAAGUGCACCAAGAACAAUACAAAAUUUUCAACCACCACCACCGCCACCCUCAAAUUCUUCAGGUCCAUCAAAUGAUGGUCAAGCAUAUGUAGCUGCUUACGAUUUUCAACCACAAGAAGAUGGUGAAAUUGAAUUAAAACGUGGUGAUCGUAUUCGAAUGUUAGAUCAAAGUGAUGCAAAUUGGUGGAAGGGUGAAGUUCGUGGUACUAUUGGUCUUUUUCCUGCAACUUAUGUUCGACCAUUGUAA
This is a messenger RNA of Adineta steineri, 768 nucleotides long. The record is from the annotation of a GenBank genome assembly. Lineage: Eukaryota; Metazoa; Rotifera; Eurotatoria; Adinetida; Adinetidae.